AUCAUCCACCGUGAUAUCAAGUCGACCAACAUUUUACUGGAUGAGAGCUUUGUUGCUAAAGUUGCUGAUUUUGGUCUUUCAAGAUCGGGGCCUCGUCUCGACGAGACACACGUUAGUACGGGAGUAAAAGGUAGCUUUGGCUAUCUUGAUCCAGAGUAUUUUCGAAGACAACAACUCACUGAUAAGUCGGAUGUGUAUUCAUUUGGAGUAGUGCUCUAUGAAGUUCUUUGUGCUCGGCCUGCUGUUGAUCCAUUGCUUGAUAGGGAACAAGUAAAUCUCGCCGAAUGGGCGCUGCAUUGGCAACGGAAAGGAAUGCUCGAAAAGAUCAUCGAUCCACAUUUGGUCGGGAAAAUCAAUCCGAGUUCGUUAAAGAAAUAUGGAGAAACAGCAGAAAAAUGUUUGGCUGACUAUGGAAUUGACAGACCAACAAUGGGAGAUGUCUUAUGGAACUUGGAAUAUGUUCUUCAACUACAAAUCGAGCUACCGAUCGAGCCAUCAGAACCCGUAGAUGUCGAUGAAUCCAACUUUCCGACGUCCACCGCAACUCAUCCAAGCGACUUGAGGAGACAUUCAGAUGAAGGUACUGAUAACUAUUCAGACAUAAGUACAACCAAAGUUUUCUCCCAGUUGCUUACUAAUGAUGGAAGAUAGCUAGCUUUAUGAUGGAUUCUUAAACAAGAAUCCAUAUACUAUAACAAAAUUACAGCCAAGCCUUCUGAGAUAACUCUGCUGGCUUAUAAUGUUGUAAUAGGUCAUUUGUUAGUGUGAUAUCUGAGGAAAAAUUAGCUAGUUAGUUAUGUGCAGGUUAGUUUGACAAGAUUUGAAUCGGGUCAGGAGCGACCUUGACGUUACCUUCCCCCCACCUCGACGUUUCUGGUUCAGGUCGAAACGUGCAUCUCACGAUGGCUGGGGCUGCUUGGUAAGCCGUGGCUGGACCCAUAUUAAACAUUAUGGGUCAUCAUCUUCUCAUAUGACUUCAUUGAGCCUUCCUACCAUGUUGUUUUGUGUUAUGGUGAUUUUGAGCCACCUUACGUGGUCUUACCUAGGCUAAGACUUUGGGUGUUCUAUCUUGGUUCUUGACUUCGGGUUAUGAAUUACUCCUUAUAGUUCUUUUUGUGUUACCUAUCAUGGUAGGCAGUCCAAACUUCUCCUCGGGAUGAUAGAUGGAGUGAUUUAGGUGUUAGAAAUUACGACUCUCUAUAAUGGUAUGAUAUUGUAUGCUUUGAGCUUAAGCUCUCAUGACUUUGAUUUUGGUUUUCCCAUAAAGAC
Cucurbita pepo subsp. pepo (vegetable marrow) is the source of this 1269-nucleotide messenger RNA. Lineage: Eukaryota; Viridiplantae; Streptophyta; Magnoliopsida; Cucurbitales; Cucurbitaceae. The record is from RefSeq and is a predicted model, not a curated record.